GGGGAGAGAGAGCAGCCGGGAGAGAACGAGAGAGAGAGACAGAAAGAGAGGGAGAGAUAGAGAGAGAGAGAGAGAGAGAGAGAGAGAGAGAGAGAGAGAGAGGGAGGCGGAAGAGGAGGAGGAGGAGGGCGAUGAGUCAAUACAACUAAUAAUUUAAUGGGGACACGCAGGGAGAGCCGGAGCGAGAGAGGGGGAGAGACCGAGAGGCGCAUAGCCGAGGCACAGGAGCUCCGAGCCCGAGCAGCAGGACACCUUCCUCCGCCUCCUCUUCCACCUCCAGGCGGCAGCGGCGGUGGUAGUAGCAGCGCGGCCAGCCUUGCGUAUGAGCACCCGGCUAGGGAGCGACGUUUAUCCGCGACAUAGGGAAAGUGAACGGCACUUUUUGACCUCCCCUCGUAUUUUUCCCCCCUCUCCUUGUUUUUAAUGUGGCGAACCUGUUCCGUGCUCCUAUCGCGUUCCGGCUCCGCGCUACGAACAACCGCCGAGGGGACGGUGGCUCGGUCCUCUGCGCUCGCUAGCUAGUUUCCAAGCCCCCGGGUUUGAAGCGGCGUGUCGCCGGUGGCGGCGGCGGCGGCGGCGGCGGCGGCUACCAUGUUCCGUUCCGUACGCUGUCCGCUUCCCGGCGGCGGCUAGCGGGCAGGCUGGCAGCCUCUCCCCACCCCCCACCCAUCUUCCCACGGCCAUGUUUGUGUCAUUUUUUUUGGGGGGGCGAAGUAGCGGCUAACCGUUCACUUUACCCACGUUUGUUGUUGUUGUUCUUCGGUUUGUUUGUGCGUGUCCAUGUCGCCGGACGGUGUAAUCUAGCGUAGAGCAGACACUCACCCAGCCACAACACCGGUCGGUGGUCCCGCCUCUUGCCCACCGGAGCCCCCUAGAAGCCGGUUUGACUUCCGCCCCCCGUAACUCACCUGCACGCAGGAAGUUUUUUUCCCCUUUAUUCAUUAUUAUUACUGUAUUGUUAUUUAAAAACAUUUUUCAAUCUACCCUGGCCAAACUUGAAGAAAAGAGGAAUCCAAGUGGUGGCAAGCUGCUGCUUUUCAGGUGACUGUAGUGAGUCGAGGGUUGCUGAGAGGAUGAUGGACCAUCUCAGCGAGACGUGUCUGGGCAAGGAGAACGCCGAGCUGGUCAACAGCAUUGCCGAGGGCAAGCCCCCGCCGGCCAAGCUGCCCCGCAUGGAGCAGAACGGCAGCCCCCUGGGGCGGGUCAGGCUCGGCAGCACUGGCGCCAAAUUGGCGGGGCUGCCCUACAAGCCUGCCAAUCACCUGCUGAAGACCUGCCACAAGCGAGGCAACAUGCUGCCCGUCUUCUGCGUGGUGGAGCACUACGAGAAUCCUAUGGAUUUUGACAGCAAGGAGGAGCACGCUGAAUUCGUGCUGGUGCGCAAGGACAUGCUCUUCAAUCAGCUCAUCGAGAUGGCGCUGCUCUCGCUAGGCUACUCGCACAGCUCGGCCGCCCAGGCCAAAGGUUUGAUUCAGGUGGGAAAAUGGAACCCCAUUCCUCUGUCAUACGUGACAGAUGCGCCCGACGCCACGGUGGCUGACAUGCUGCAGGACGUCUACCACGUCGUCACGCUCAAGAUCCAGCUGCACAGUUGUCCUAAGCUGGAGGACCUGCCACCUGAGCAAUGGAGCCACUCUACAGUAAGAAACGCCCUCAAGGAGUUACUCAAAGACAUGAAUCAGAGCUCUCUGGCUAAAGAAUGCCCCUUAUCACAGAGUAUGAUUUCCUCCAUUGUCAACAGCACUUACUAUGCAAAUGUGUCGGCGGCAAAGUGUCAAGAAUUCGGGCGCUGGUAUAAACAUUUCAAGAAGACAAAGGAUAUGAUGGGCAUCCGCCAACCUUCCCAGCUGGAAGGCUACCUGGGCACGUGCGUCCUCCGCGAGAGCCCCCGUGCUAAUGCACUAGCCGAGAUGGACGGCCUGUCCGAUCUGUCGCCGCCCGGCUCCAACCACAACCACAACCACCUGGGCUUCUCCCAGCAGCAGCAGCCCAUCCCGGGCAGUACAGCGGAGCAGACGCCGUCUUCCCCUGUGCCCCCGCUGUCCCACGCCCCGCCGCCGCCCCCGCAGCACGCAGGGGCCCAAGCGGGCGGGCGGCAGCCGCAGAUGCCCCCCGGCCUACACCACCCGGGCCUGGUGUCCACACCCAUCAGCCCCCAGCUGGUCAACCAACAGCUGGUGAUGGCGCAGAUCCUCAAUCAGCAGUACGCAGUCAACCGGCUGUUGGCGCAGCAGUCGCUGUCUCAGCAGUACCUCAACCACCCGCCCGUCAACCGCAGCUCGCACGCAAAGCCCCUGGAGCCGCAAGUGGGAUCCAACACCGAGGUGUCCUCUGAGAUCUACCAGUGGGUCCGCGACGAGCUCAAGCGGGCCGGCAUCUCGCAGGCCGUCUUCGCCCGUGUGGCCUUCAACAGAACCCAGGGCUUGUUGUCCGAAAUCCUGCGGAAAGAAGAGGACCCGAAGACGGCCUCGCAGUCACUGCUGGUCAACCUGCGCGCCAUGCAGAACUUCCUGCAGCUGCCUGAGGCCGAGCGGGACCGCAUCUACCAGGAGGAGAGGGAGCGCAGCCUUACCGUCGCCUCCGCUAUGGGCGCCGCACCGCUCAUCAGCACGCCGCCCAGCCGGCCUGUUCAGCCGCGGAGAGAAGACUGUAACAGCGUGCGACCCGAAGACUGGAACCCUCGCAUUCCCGUGGGCCUUUCUCCUGUGAAGCCGUCGCCUCUGCCUAGUGAGUGGAACGGCAAAACGGAGAGCUGCAUCCUCAACAUCAACUCCAACAUCUAUGACGAGAUCCAGCAGGAGAUGAAGAGGGCCAAAGUCUCCCAGGCACUCUUCGCCAAAGUGGCAGCCUCCAAAAGCCAGGGUUGGCUGUGUGAGCUUCUCCGCUGGAAGGAAGAUCCGUCUCCGGAGAACCGGACGCUGUGGGAGAACUUGUCAAUGAUCCGCCGCUUCCUCAGCCUGUCGCAGGCCGAGCGCGACGCCAUCUACGAGCAGGAGAGCAGCAGCGGACAGCAACACCACACCAACGCCGCGGACAGGCCGUCGCACUUCUCGCACGUCUCCGCCGACCAGCUGCAGUCUCAGCACCAGUCGGCCCUGAGCCUGCAUCACCCGUCCCAGCCCUUCCCGUGCCAGCAGCCCCCCUCGGGCCCCCGCCUGCCCCCCCGGCAGCCCUCCACCGCCUCUCCGGCCGAGACGGAGGACGACGUGGUGCGCGGCCUGGUCAAGUCGCGCACGGGCGGCGGCAAGAUCUCCCUGGAGGCUCUGGGUAUCCUGCAGAGCUUCAUCCAGGACGUGGGCCCAUACCCGGACGAGGAGGCCGUCCACACGCUGUCCGCCCAGCUGGACCUCCCCAAACUCACUGUCAUCAAGUUCUUCCAGAACCAGCGCUUCUACGUCAACCACCCGGCCAAAGCGCCCAAGGAGACGCCGCCCGCUAACAACGGCAACAACAACGCGAGAAGCAGCGGCGGCAGCUGCAGCAGCGGCGGCAGCCCCGCCGCCUUCGACGAGGAACCCUCGGGCCCCAGGGAGGGCGGCGACGCCCUCAAGGAGACGGACGAGAGCACGCAGACCAACAGCAACGCCUUCGUGGUCAAGACGGAGGAGCGGAUGGGGCGAGGCGGAGGAGGACUCACGCCCGUGACGGAGCAAGCCAACGACUAAAAGGAACAAAAGACAGGCCUGGACUCCCGACGAGUUUUGCAUUUUGUAAAAGUAUUGUAUUAUUAUUAUUAUUAUUAUUAUUAUUAUUAUGAUGAUGAUGAUGAUACACUGUAAAGACUCUUCUGGCAUCGUUUCUGGCAAAAUGUACAAAGAAACAAAACAAGUGGAAAUCAGGUGCAAAUCGUUCGCCUAAUAGCAUAAUCAUUUCUAAACAUUUUUGGAAAGGAAGAAGAGUUCAAUCUUUUUCCACUUUUUGCUCCUCCCCCGAUUUCUGAUCCGAUUUUACAAUUCAACCUUUGUGCAUUCCCGUGACCAUGACUGACAAUCUACAUAGACAUAAAGGAAAACAAGAACGUUGCUAUUUUGUUUCUUUAAUUGACCGUAAUUACAAUGGCAGACUGCGCUCAGUCUUUACGGACAUGUUCACACGUACUGCAGUUGUUUAAAAAGGUAUUGUUUUACUCUUUCACACCAUUAAAAACAUCUUCUAUACGUCCAUACAUAACAUACAUUUUUUCAAAUGUCUCUGUCCACAGAAAUCCAUAAUUCUCCUCAGAUUCUUUAUCUCCAAAAAUGCUCAUUUAUUCUCGGAAGAUUGACUUUUUUUCUAAAAUAACGUUUCUCAAAAAUGUGUUCAUGUAGAGUUUUUCUAGGCAAAUAGGACUCAUAAGAUAACGCCAUUUUUUCCCGGGGAAAAAAAUACUAUUCUCGUAAGGUUUGCACAUUGUCGAAAAAUACAAUUUGAAUAUAGGUUAUGAAUAAAAUAUUCUCAUAAGAAUAUGGUGGUUUUGCUAAAAAUAAUUAGUUUCUUGCUAAAUUAUUAGUUUUCUAAAAAAAAAAAAGAAAAGAAAUAUACUUUUAUUGUUGUAGGAUUACAAUGGAUUUUCCAGAAAAAAUUAUUUUGCGGAAAAUGUCACUACCUUCAAGAUUUCAGUUUCUUUUCCUGAAAAGAUCUGACUUUAUUUUUAUAAGAUUUUGAGUUUUUGCUUUCAGAAAACACAACUAAUCAUAAGAUUAUGACUAGUUGCCCAGUACCUAAUUCCGAGAAUAUUUUUCUCAAUAUAAAAUAUGGCUAUUAAUGUAAGGUUAACCUUACAUUAAUAGCCAUAGUAACCUUUUCCCCUCAACAAUAAGUAAUUAUUCUGGUAAAAAUACUUUUUUUGUUGUUGUUUACAUUUGACCAAUCUCAAAAGAUUGCAUCUUUUUUCUCUUAAAAAACAUUGUUUUUCUAAAAACAAAAUUCCAAAAAAUAAAACAUCCAUCUUUUUCACAUAAAGUAUUUACUUUCCCCCUCAAAGUUCAGUUAUUCUGCUUCAAUUUACUUUUUUCUUUUGAAAAAUACGAUUCAUCUGUAAGAUUACAUUUUAAUUAGCUCCUCCCAAAACGUAUUUCUUUUUUUCUGCUUAAGAUACUUUCUCCAAAUACAAAAUGAUUCUGUUAAAAGUGCAUCUAUUUUUUCCUGAAACAAAUGCAACUAAUUUCAAGGUCAAAUAUUAUUAUUAUAUAUUUAGAACCCCCACACUAUUUUGAUCCAAAAAAAAACAGUUUUUUUCUGCAUGAGAUAUUUACCUUUUUCCUCAAAACACCAUGUGACUGUGGUGAAAUUACAUCUUUAGUCUUGAAUACUAUGACUAAGAGUAAGUUAAAAUAAAAAAAAGAAUAUUUAAAAAAAAACCAUCUUUUUUCUUCACUUUUCUUUUUUUACAAUUAUGACUUUAAUCGCUUGAAAAACACAACUAUGGGCCAACAAUCCAAAAAUUAAAAAAACAUUUCUUGAAUUAAGAAUGAGUAUUUUAAGAUUUCCUUUUUCUCAAAAAUACUUUUUUAUAUAUAAAAAAGCACCCCAUAGUUCUGUUGUUGCAUAAUAUUUUCCUCAAAAUAAAAAGAUGUCUAAUUCAUUUAAAAAAAAAAAAAACUUUUCUGUUUAAGACGCUUUGUUUUUUCAGCAAAAUACAGUUAUUCUGAAAUAAUUACAUUUUUUCUCAUAAGAUUGUCUUUUGUUCCUCUAAGUCUUAUUUUCAUGCAAGGUUUUUUCAUGUUGUUGUUUUUUUUUUUUUUUUUAAGUACGACCAAUGCUGAGGACAAGAGUUGUGGACAGAUUUCACCCUAGCCAGUUUUUCAAAAGUUGAGCUUUUUUCUAUUGAAUUAAGAAUCUGAAUUUUCAUUGUGGACAAAGGGCAAUCUAAAAAAAAUCCUUAUUAGAACGUAAGUGCGUACGUGUGGACACGUCCUCCCACUGACUUUCUUUCUAUCUUGGAGCUCCUGAUUUGGUCGGAAAGUAUAAAAAUCCAUGCGGGUCUUCAUUUUUUAUUUUAUUUUUUUUAAUUCCCGUGAACGACUUUUGUGGUUUUACGUGCGUGAUGUUUUUGUUUAUUUGUUUAAACAAAAAUCAAGGACCAAGUUGUUUGACAAGGCCUUAAAAGACCACAAGGUGUCACGUAUUCUUCUUCUUGACAUUCUUCUCAAUCGUAUGAUGAUCAACAAGCUGUGUGGUUUGUUGGGGAUGGAAUAGAAUCUAAGGAAAAGUUUCUCUCUACUUUAUGUGUAUAAAUAAAUAUCUGUGAUAUAUAUGAUCAAACUAUGCCAACAAUGCCUUGUACCACACGGUUCCUUUUGCCACUGGAACACACAAUGAGAAAUGUGAAUGAUGCCAUCUUUCUUAUUUAUUUGCAGUGUUGAUGAUGUAACUUUUUUUUUUUUUUUUUUUAACAUUCCUUUCCCCCCCUCAUUUCUUUCCUAUUUAUAAAUGGACGGACAGAGAAGAACAAAAAGUGUCUUAAAUGUUUUCCGUGGAGAAAUGUGCUUUAAAGGUGGCCAAGAGUCCCAGAAAGAAAAAAAAAAAAAAAGUGGCAUUGAUUUCAUGUUGUAUGCAAUUUUUACAAGGAUCAUGCAAAUAAGCUUAAUAAGCGUGUAGAGAGAGAGAGAGAGAGAGAGAGAAAAAAACCAUUAUGCAAUCUGUGUGGAAAUCAUGUCUGUCUUCCUUGUUUGGUUAACCAGCUAAUUGCGUACAACACAUUUGUUUUCUAAGUGCUCCCUCCCUGCAGACGCGCUUCUCGCUCUUUUAGCUGGCCGACGGACUUUUGAUGUUUGCAAAAGUGUACAUAGCACAUAUGUACACGUGCGCGUGUGUUCGUAUUGUUGUAAAUAGAGUGCAAAUGUGCUGAGCCGAGAAAAGUCUGUGGUGCCUCUCUUUCACUCAGCUUCUUCUUCUUCUGCAUCUUCUCGUGGCGAGUGUGUGUCGAGCACCUGGGAAACGGCGGUUGGAUGGUUAGCGGGCCAACAGAUGCGCCCACACCCCUCACCUGUUUAGUAGCCGCCGCCGUGUGUACCAGUCGGGUCGGUCUGCGCUGGCAUUCUAUUGGUGUUCUGCUGUUUUGGGUUUUUUUCAUGAAUAAACAAAAAGCCACAGUGAAACGUUC
Molecule: messenger RNA, 7084 nt
Organism: Phyllopteryx taeniolatus (common seadragon)
Lineage: Eukaryota; Metazoa; Chordata; Actinopteri; Syngnathiformes; Syngnathidae
Gene: satb1b
Product: SATB homeobox 1b
Exons: 13
Coding region: 1074-3665 (863 amino acids)
Biological process (GO): regulation of transcription by RNA polymerase II; chromatin remodeling
Molecular function (GO): DNA-binding transcription factor activity, RNA polymerase II-specific; RNA polymerase II cis-regulatory region sequence-specific DNA binding
Source: RefSeq, a predicted model, not a curated record